AUUCCUCUUUGGCAUUCACUACUUCUCUCUCUCUCUCUCAUUCAAGUUCUUAAAUUCAUGACAUGACAUUCUCUCAUGAAUAAUGCCUUUCUUUCACUCCUCUGCGCCAGCAACGAACCUAUAGAGGAUCUUUGGAGAGUAUGGUGAAUCAGGUUGCACCAAGUGCUGAUUUUGAGAAAUUCACAUGGAGAAUUGAAGAUUUCUCAAAAAAGAAUGCCAUGAAAUUACGCUCCAAGGCUUUCAAAAUCCGCGGUUGUACAUGGAGGAUCCUUGUGUAUCCACUGAGGAAGGAUGUGAAUCAUUUUUCAUUGUAUUUGGUGGUUGCUGAUUCUUUACCACCAUAUGGAUGGAGCAGAAACACGUUUUUCAAGCUAGCUCUAAUUAAUCAGGUGGAUAAGAAGAAAUCAAUUGUUAAAGAGACUCAACAAAAGUUCAAUGGAGGGUGUCGUAGCUGGGGUUCAUUAUUCGUGAAUCUAAGUGAUUUCCUUGACAUUAAACAAGGGUAUCUUGUGAGGAACACAUGCAUCAUUGAAGCUCAUAUUUGUGUCUCUGAUUUUGCUCCUAAGAUUCGAGACAACCCCAUGAACCAAAUUGAAGAAACAGAAUCCUCAGAAGAGAGGGACACACUUAGUCCUACCAGCUCAGGAUCUAGUCCAAAUGAGAGUGAAAUUCAAGGUUCAGAUUUAACAUUAAAAGACCUCAUAGAUUUUGAGAGUUUAAGCACAGAAGAAAAAGCUUUCAUUCCACUAUUGGAGGAGGUUUGUACAUGGCGUCCUUCUUUGAUGCAGAGCCAGAGAAACAGAACUCGGUGGUUCAGACAAUGGGCAUUCACAUCUUUGGGACAGGUUUUGCAUUUUCUUAAGACCAAGAAGGUGAAGGAUAUAAGUGAAGAUGAUUGUAAUCACCUUCGAGGUUUGUGGGAGGAACUUAUUAAGUCCUCUGGUUUGGACUUGGUUUGGCUUGAGCCUUAUGUUCAAUCUGCACUGGGUGUGAAAGCUCAUUUGGAAAGAGCACAGCAAAUGAAGAAACUAAAGGACAAUGUGGUUGGUUUGGAGAUUAAAAUGAAGAAGCUGAGAGGAGAACUUGCUGCUGCAGAAGCCAAGUUUGAUGUGGCAAGGAGAGACUUAUCACAAGUUAGAAAAGGUUUCCAACAGAUGGAUAUAAAUGCUGCAAUAGGUUAUGCUAUGUUUUAAUUAGAUGAAUUGUACUAUGAUUCCUGAACUGUAAAGGGAAGUUUCAUUUCGAUACAAAUCAUGGAAAAAUUGUAGGUUGUGUAUAAUUAUUAUUGUUAUUAUUAUUAUUUUUUGUAAUUACAAGUGAUAAAGAUCAAAUAUAGUUUGAAUAUACCAAACGAUGGUAGUUCAUCC
This is a messenger RNA of Gastrolobium bilobum, 1367 nucleotides long. RefSeq names its product MATH domain and coiled-coil domain-containing protein At3g58270-like. Gene Ontology annotation, molecular function: protein binding. The coding region runs from base 141 to 1193 and encodes 350 amino acids. The transcript has 4 exons. Lineage: Eukaryota; Viridiplantae; Streptophyta; Magnoliopsida; Fabales; Fabaceae. The record is from RefSeq and is a predicted model, not a curated record.